AUGUUUAAGCGCCAGCCCAGCAAGGAGCCGCCGGCGCGCGUCUCGCCGCCGCGGGACGUGAAGCCGCCGGCGGCCUUCACCGGCUACCGACUGCAGCAGCCUGACGCAGUGGACUCGCGCGGAGUCCGGUCCGCCGCGGCCACCGCCCCCGUGGGUAACGGAGUGCCGGCCGGGGCUCCCGCUGCAGCAGCAGCGGCGGCGGCGGCGGCGGCGGCGGCGGCGCAGCCGGAGCCGCCCGCGCCCGGCAGACAAGACACGAAAGAUAAGGACAUUGUUGCUGAGAAGGAGGCCGAGAUCGACCAGCUGCGCCGCAGGCUGGAGGAGACGGAAAAGGCCAUGGAGCGCAUCAUGAAACAGAUGAGCACCGUCUCGCAGAAACUGAACGCCGCCAAAAUCAGCUCCAACAUCCGAGCUCUCAAACAGGAGGAUGACACGGACAAGUCUUGCUCGGAACUUGAGAGGGAUGCAUCUAGAAGUGCCCAGGAGCUGUGGGGCUCGGUGGACUCGCUGGCCUCUGACAGCCUGGCCUCCGACUACUCGCUGUCGCUGGACUCGCGCUACAUGAUGACGGACCCGUCGUGGCGCACCUACAGCCUGGAGACGGGCUACAGCCGCGACGGCGCGCCGCCGGCCACCGCCGGUUACAGCCUGGAGAGUACCGCCGACGUGGCCUCGGCCGUCAGCCGGCUGGCGCGCAGCGUCAGUCAGCUGAGCCUGGAGAUGGAGACGGCCGCCGGCGACGACGUCUCGCUGCCGGCCGAGACGGGCGCCGAGCUCUCCGAGCUGGGCGCCGACGGAGACGAGGCGGCCGACCUGGUGGACGGCGUGGUCGAGCUGAGACACGACGGCGCCAACGCGGUGCGUCGCUAUGAGAGUCUGGAGGCGCUGCAGUCGGCGCGCGCCGAGCCGCCGGCGCCGGCCGACUCGUGGCCGUUCGAGCCCCGCCCCGAGGGGGACGGCGCACAGGGGAACGGGGAGGUGCCCGGGGUGGGCCGCGCCGGGAACGGGGAGGUUACAGGACCCCGCCCAGUCGCCGCUGACCUCCCGACCCAGCCGACUCCGGCAGACGUACGCUCGACUCCGACCCCCACUCCAGCCGACGCCCAAUCGACUCCUACUCCGACUCCAGCCGAUGCACGCAAGACUCCGACUCCGACUGCGGGCGAUGCCCGUUCGACUCCGACUCCGACUCCGACUCCAGGUGACGCUCCUUUGACUCCUCCGCCUCACCCGGAGCCCGGUGCGACUCCGACUCACGCCGAUCGUUCGACUCCCGACCGCCGAUCGACUCCGACUCCGACUCCGACCUCACCCGGUGCGACGGCCGGCCGUCCGUCCGGGUCUGACCUGCACCACCCGCACGUGAUUGUGCUCGGACUGCGCACCAAGCGGACGCCGGAGCGCGAGCCGCGCACGGUGUCGUUCCGUCUGGGCGGCGACGCUGGCCACCUGCUGGCCUCGUGCCGGGUGGACGGCGACUGUCUGCCGCCAGAGUCGGCCGUGCUCAUCAGGGAGACGGAGACGCGCGCCGGGCGGUCGGGCGCCGCCGCCGCCGACGGCGCCAUCCAGACCUCGCUGCAGCUGGAGAUCCGCGGCAUGGAGGCGACGCCGGCGCCGCCGCGCGCCGACUGGACGCGCCUGCAGGCCGCUACGGAAUCGUCUUUGGCAUCCAUUGAAGACGAUCUGGAUAAAGCAUCGAAAGGGGUAAAGAAUGCCCCGACGAGAGAGGCCGGCGCUCUCAACGGGAAAGAAACGAACGAGGUUCCCGCUCGCCGGGGGAGUGCGGCGGGCAGUGACGCCGGCCACCGGUCACCGACGCCGCGCCAGUCGUGAGGAGGAGCCGCGUGACAGCACUCGGCCGCACAGCUGUGUCCGUGGACUGCUGGGCUGCGCAGCGAUCCCGCUGCGGCGGCAGCUGGUGUUAUAACGUCAUUGCGCGGUCCACCCAUCCAGCGAAGCACAAUCGGCCGCGUGUCAGCCCUGUAGUGCCGGCACAGGGUAGGUCCGCUACACGAGCCACGUAGGUCCCCAGCCCGGGAGCCGGACUCCCGGCCCGGACGUAGGUCAGACUCCGCCGACUGGAUAGCGUGGUGUGGUAGGCUGUUAGUGGAGUAUCGCGUCCCUCAGCGCUGGUAGAACCGCGGCGAGCGAACAGAGCCAAAGAUAUGGCUGUUUAGGAGACGUUUUAGUGCCAAAGGUGACGACCGUCAGCCGCCGCAGUGGCGUCCGGUAGAUGUGAUUAGUAUACUGACCCUAGUCCCAGUCUAGUCGGGUGGUUUGCGCCGCGCCGGCGCCCCACCAGAGGUCUCCCCACUCGCUCAGCCCGGCCGGGCGCCCGUGGCUGCCCGGCCCGACCCCUCCCCUCCCCCUCCCGCGGGUCCGGUCGGCCCGCCGGCCCCACUCUCCGUCUGUCUAGUCAGUAGGCCUCAUCUCCAUUCGACUCUGAGCGCGCCCGCGCGUUUCGUGCUCAUCGCGCCGCGAGUUGGAUUGUUGGCCGCCUGGCGGCGCCAGUGUCGCCGUGCGUGAGUGCCGUGCCGUCGCCUGCAACAGUGCGAUCCGCGUGUCAGCGACUAGUCGACCGUGCAAUACAGGAUGCAGUCCAGGUGGUGA
This is a messenger RNA of Amphibalanus amphitrite, 2610 nucleotides long. RefSeq names its product actin cytoskeleton-regulatory complex protein pan-1-like. NCBI's taxonomy places the organism in Eukaryota, Metazoa, Arthropoda, Thecostraca, Balanomorpha, Balanidae. The transcript is spliced from 10 exons. The record is from RefSeq and is a predicted model, not a curated record. Bases 1 to 1833 code for a protein of 610 amino acids.